Lactuca virosa is the source of this 486-nucleotide messenger RNA. The record is from the annotation of a GenBank genome assembly. Lineage: Eukaryota; Viridiplantae; Streptophyta; Magnoliopsida; Asterales; Asteraceae.
AUGGCGGACACUCAACCAAAACGCCUAAGAGAAGAUGACCAAGAACAAGAACAAGAAGCGAUUUUUUCAUCUGAAGUGGAUAUAACUAAGCGCCAUAAAAGUUCCUACAACCAAAUCCUCUCGAUUCUUGACGAAAAUACCGAAGAGGAACAUCAAGAAACCACUCAAGGUUUGACCGACUGCUUCACAGCUUUGCAACAUGAACUAUCCUCGUCUGUUCCAUUACCGGAACUCAUCAUUGAAUCCGACCAGACUGUAAAAGAAGCUGGAUAUGACGAUAAAGAGAUGGUGAUUAGACACCUUCUUGAAGCUUCUGAUGAUGAGCUUGGGAUACCCAAUAGAGUGGCUGACAGCAACGGAGGUGACGAUGAAAUUCCUACCGGAGAAGAUGGUGGGUUUCCGGUGGCUUUGAGUGAUGGGUUAUGGGAGCUUGACGAUGAUGCUGCUAACUAUUAUACUUUAUUUCACUCUGAAGUUAUUAUGUAG